This is a messenger RNA of Corticium candelabrum, 1146 nucleotides long. Its product is annotated as ubiquitin-associated domain-containing protein 2-like. Gene Ontology annotation, molecular function: protein binding; serine-type endopeptidase activity. NCBI's taxonomy places the organism in Eukaryota, Metazoa, Porifera, Homoscleromorpha, Homosclerophorida, Plakinidae. The record is from RefSeq and is a predicted model, not a curated record. The transcript has 9 exons. The coding region runs from base 21 to 1007 and encodes 328 amino acids.
GAACCUUCCCUCGUGAUGCAAUGUCUGUCGAUACCGGUCCCAGCGGAUUCUAUCGCAGUCCCGUCACCAAGGGUCUAAUACUGACGUCAUGCGUGGCUACGGCCGGUGUCGCUCUUGUGGGAACGAGUUCACAAGAACUGGGCGUUAGUGCUGAAGUGAUGUCACAUCCUACGUUCGUAUUGAGAUUGCUAUCGUCUCAGUUUGUGUGUGAUAACCUACACAGUUGUGCCAUAAGUUCCAUUAUUCUUUAUACAUUUCGGGUGUUCGAGAGACGCUAUGGCUCAAGAAAAUUUUCGAAUGCUCUCUUUAGCUCGGCCGUGUUGUCAACUGGCAUGCACAUUGGAAUACUGGCUCUCUAUAGAUAUAGAAGAAUGCAAUUGCAGCUAGCGACUGGACCAUACUCAUUUGUGUUCAGUCUUCUCAUUCCAUUCUUCCUUGACUUCCCAACCUCCUCACAAUCGGCGGUUAUUCCGUUUUUUACCAUGAAGACAUUCAUCUACCUACUUGCAGGGCAACUGGCAGUCUCUCAAGGAUUGAACUCUCUUGUAUGCGCCAUCACAGGGAUGCUAACUGGUCUCUUAUGGCGUUUCAAUCUGCUCUCCUUACAAGAAUGGCUUGUGAUACCCAUUGGUAUCGCCGAUGCAGUCGGCAAUAUUCUGGCACCACUGUUGAUUACGCCGUCGCCGUCUCAUCUUCCGAGCGGAGGAACACUGCAGAUACAACGCGAGCAGUACCUGGACGAGCAAGAACGGUUACUCGUCCAGUACAGCCAACAGUUUCAACAAGUGUAUACGAAUCAGCGCAUGAACCGGCGUGCAAGACAAAACAACAAUCACCAGCCUUUUCCUGAUGGCAUUGGUAUGGGUAAUAGCACCAGCACUGUGGUCCAAGAACAGCAGGUACAGCAACUGAUGGAAAUGGGGUUUACACGACAGGCAGCCACACAUGCUCUCACUCAAAGCAAUAACAAUCUGGAGAUGGCGAUGAACAUCCUCGUUUCAGACUGACUACAUGUACUCAAGAGUAUUUAUUAGGAUGGAUAGCGAGCAUGCUCAGUGUGAGAUCUCGAUGUUGUUGUGAAGUAUGGCAACUGUGUUUUAUUACCAACCGUCUCUUCAAGAAAAAAUAAAUGCUAAGUGUUUACAU